AUGGCGCGCCCAAGGGAUAUAGCCGCGGUCGCAUACACCCCUCUGACAGAGCCUGAGAACGCCCACGGCCCAACCGCAGAGGAACCCGCAGCCGUCAGACAGAAACGAUCUGUAUGGGCUCGUCUGGGAAUAUCCCGCAUCUUGAUUUUGAGUGUCGGCUCUAUCAUUCUCGCAUUAUUCAUCCUACCUUUGGCCUGGCUUUGGGCCGAGUCCAUGGCAGCGAUGGCAGGCCAGCGACCAAGCAGCGCUUGGAUUUCUGUCAUCGAAGAAAAUUGGAUCACCCGAGUUGUCACUAUAUCUACUGCCAUCCUAAGAGCGGUUGUUACAGCCCAAGCAAGUGUUGCGACCGUGAUGUUUGCCGCCAUCAUUCUCGAGCGCAUCGGAACGCCCCUGAUAGACGUGCCCUUCUAUUCCACUGCGCGGGCUCUCAACGGGAGCCCAACGAAUUUGUUAUGGAGUAAGAGUAUGCCUCUUCACAAGAAUGGCCUCUCAAUUCUGGUUGUCUCCCUCAUUCUCGUGGAAGUCGCCGUGACCUUGGCUGCUCAGUUUCUUUCCACCCUUCUCGUGUCGGACUUUGGGAAUGGCACCUACAGCAAAGCGAGCAACACGACAAAUGUCCGAAUCCUGAGCCCUAAAUCUAAGACUAUGGCUCAAUCGUGGUGGUCCAUGCCCCCGCCAAUGAGUUGGACAUUUGUCGAGGAAUCGGAGCCCUAUUCAACGGGAAUUAACUACGACGACACAAGCCACACAUACCGCGCCUUCUUGCCGUUUUUAGAAAAGGACCAACGAACAUCCUUGCGCAGUUUCCGAGGCCCAGUCCCAAUUAUGGAUCAACGAGUUGUUUGUGUCCAACCUGCACUGCGUGACCUUCGUCUUGACGUGCUUAAUGGAGGCUCACCGCGUCUCUCUGGACAGAUUGCUAUCGCCAAUGACACAUAUCCGAUGCUACAGCAGACGGAAACUCAGUCUUACAUCCCGUUCAUGUGCGCACUGCCCACUGUCUUCACUCUUGAGCCGCAAGGAGCGACGAGCCUAUGUUGGGUUAACUCCGGUUAUGACUGGGAUGUUUUGGUGCAAGAUGCCCUGGUGCGAGUCGGACCCAUCACAUCAAAUGGCUCCCUGAUUGUCGGGUAUCCGCAGGCAUCCACGAUGUUCAUGCUUCUGGAUGUUGUUUCUCGAGCGGCUCUAUGGACAGGCAUGGUGCAAAACGUAAGCGUUGCCGGUGGAAACGAAACCGAGAGCAGUCCCUGGGUAAUUGUCGGGGACGGUAGCAACAACCCUGCAGUCCGGGUGACUUCCUGCAUGGCAAAUCUUGGAAUAGACACGUUUACCGCGGAUAUACACAGUGAGUGGGAAACAUCAGAGCCGGAGAUGUCCUGGAAUCAACCCAAGAAUAGCUACAACACAUCAGCUACGCGAUCUCAGCUGGGGGCAGUUCGCCCUCAACAAUCGUUACAUGAUCGAGGUGUACUUGGUCUGUCCCCUCGUUCAAAAUGGCGACCGAUCUUUCCCGAUGUCAAGAUCGCUCAUUUCGAUGGGGAAAAUGCGUCUGAUGCAGAGGCAUCCAACGCCUUGGAUCGUGCCAUAACCAUCUGGACUUUCCCAAUGGCUUUCGCCAACAGUUUGUCGGCCCCGCAAAGCAGGAUCGUAAUGCCCGUGCAUCGUAAUCAAACUCUUGACCCGGGCCUCAUACUCUCUCGGUACACAUCUAUCGAUCCAUCCAACGCACACGAGAUGUACAGGAAUUUGUUUCAGGACACGCUUAACCAGACAAACAGCCCUGCCUUGGCCCUGCAGGCCGUUUUGAUGCGUGUAUGUCAGAUGAUAUACUACGAGGAUCUCCUGCGACUGAAUGAGACCCAAGCUGCCGAAACAGCUUUCUCACAUGCAGCAGUGAUUCCAACCCGGUGGAUGGGCUUUGGGGUGGGAAUGGGACUUUUGGGCACCCACUUGGUUGUGAUGGGUAUUGUUUUAGGACUCUUUUUGCGAUACACGCGUCAUUCCCUGCUAGGGAACUACUGGCAGGCAGUUUCACAGAUAUACUCAGAAGAGACGAGUGCGGUCCUGGAGCAAGCAGAUCAGAUGGAUGAUGAUGAGGUGGAAUGUUGGAUCAAACGCAAGAUACCCGCAGCAGGGCUAUUUGGUGUGGCGCUUGAUAGUGAUGGACGGGUGGCUCUGAGGGUUAAGCAACUGGAUGGGCACACUGAUUGA
This is a messenger RNA of Penicillium salamii, 2211 nucleotides long. The record is from the annotation of a GenBank genome assembly. Lineage: Eukaryota; Fungi; Ascomycota; Eurotiomycetes; Eurotiales; Aspergillaceae.